AUGGAUUGGAUUUGUUGGGGAAUUGCCUUCAUCUUUGAAGAACUGCACAAGUCCAUAGUUUUGGAUGUUGGAGAAAAUAAAUUAUCAGGUUUGAAACCUGGAUGGUUAGGGGUCGGAUUUUCAAUAUUGGCAAUCCUUGUCCUCCUUUCUAAUCACUUCUAUGGAAGCAUUCCAUUACAAUUGUGUAAUAUGGGAAGCAUUCAUAUUCUGGAUUUCUCGAUGAAUAACAUCUCUGGAAGUACACCCAAAUGCCUCAACAUGUUGACUUAUUUGGCUCAAAAAGGAAGUUUAAGUCGAACUAUCAAUCAUUUUUUCCUCCUUGACAACAAGGGGCGUAAUUCCUUAGCCAGUGCUUAUAAUGACGACACAUCCUUGAUAUGGAAAGGCACAAUGUCCAAAUACAAAAGUACUAUGGGGCUUGUAAAGAGCAUUCAUCUGUCAAGCAACCGAUUAACGGGAGAGAUUCCUAGUGAAAUCAUUAAUCUUGUGGGGUUGGUUUCUUUGAACCUGUCGAGAAACAAUUUAACAGGUCAAAUAACUCCAAAGUUCGGGAAGUUGCAGUCACUAGACUCACUUGAUCAAUCAAACAACCAAAUACAUGGUAUGACUCCAACAAGUCUCUUUCAAAUAUCAGGCCUUGGUAAGUUGGACUUGUCAAACAACAACCUGUCAGGAAAAAUUCCAAUGGGGACUCAGCUUCAAAACUAUGAGUUGUCUGAUUUUGCUGGGAAUCCUCUGCUUUGUGGAAUUCCACUUCAACAAUUGUGCUCUCCUGUGAAAACAAGUUCGGAGGAGCAACCAGUGUUCAAGGAUCAAGUUAAAGAGAAGGAUGGGCUUAUAACAUCAGGAUUCUACGUGAGUUUAGUGCUUGGAUUUGUUGUUGGAUUUUGGGGAGUUUGUGGGAAUUUGAUAUCAUCAGGUCAUGGAGAUAUACAUACUACAAGUUCGUGA
Molecule: messenger RNA, 951 nt
Organism: Pyrus x bretschneideri (Chinese white pear)
Lineage: Eukaryota; Viridiplantae; Streptophyta; Magnoliopsida; Rosales; Rosaceae
Product: receptor-like protein EIX2
Exons: 1
Coding region: 1-951 (316 amino acids)
Molecular function (GO): protein binding
Source: RefSeq, a predicted model, not a curated record